AUAAUGAGGAGGGUUGGGGAUUUUUUUUUUUCGAUGCCCCUUUCCGGCUCCGGGAGGCGGCGGGACCUUAGCGGUCCCCGAGCGGGCGCGACGCUAAUAGAGGCCGCUCGGCCUGAGAGGCCGGGGGCCCGCCGCCCAGCAGAGUUGUGUUUUCCUGAUCCGGGCUCGCCGCCCCUCCUCCGGGACCCUCCCCUCGGGAACCGUCGCCCGCGGCGGUUAGUUAGGACUGGAUUGCUUGGCGCGAAAAGGUGGACAAGUCCUAUUUUCCCGAGAAGAUGACUUUUAACAGUUUUGAAGGAUCUAGAACUUUUGUACCUGCAGACACCAAUAAGGAUGAAGAAUUUGUAGAGGAGUUUAGUAGAUUAAAAACAUUUGCUAACUUCCCAAGUAGCAGUCCUGUUUCAGCAUCAACGUUGGCACGAGCAGGCUUUCUUUAUACUGGUGAAGGAGACACUGUGCAGUGUUUCAGUUGUCACGCGGCAGUAGAUAGAUGGCAGUAUGGAGACUCAGCUGUUGGAAGACACAGAAGAAUAUCCCCAAAUUGCAGAUUUAUCAACAGUUUUUAUUUUGAAAACGGUGCUGCACAGUCUACAAAUCCUGGUAUCCAAAAUGGCCAGUACAAAUCUGAAAAGUGUGUGGCAAACAGAAAUCAUUUGGCUCUUGACAGGCCGUCGGAGCCUCAUGCAGACUAUCUCCUGAGAACUGGACAGGUCGUAGAUAUUUCAGACACUGUAUACCCAAGGAACCCUGCCAUGUGUAGUGAGGAAGCCAGAUUGAAGUCAUUUCAGAACUGGCCAGACUAUGCCCAUUUAACCCCCAGAGAGUUAGCUAGUGCUGGGCUCUUCUACACAGGGAUCGAUGAUCAAGUGCAAUGCUUUUGUUGUGGUGGAAAACUGAAAAAUUGGGAACCCUGUGAUCGUGCCUGGUCAGAGCACAGGAGACACUUUCCCAAUUGCUUCUUUGUUUUGGGCCGGAAUGUUCGAAAUGAAUCUGGUGUGAGUUCUGAUAGGAAUUUCCCAAAUUCAACAAAUUCUCCAAGAAAUCCAGCCAUGGCAGACUAUGAAGCACGGAUCGUUACUUUUGGAACAUGGAUAUACUCAGUUAACAAGGAGCAGCUUGCAAGAGCUGGAUUUUAUGCUUUAGGUGAAGGCGAUAAAGUGAAGUGCUUUCACUGUGGAGGAGGGCUCACGGAUUGGAAGCCAAGUGAAGACCCCUGGGAACAGCAUGCUAAGUGGUAUCCAGGGUGUAAAUAUCUAUUGGAUGAGAAGGGGCAAGAAUAUAUAAAUAAUAUUCAUUUAACCCAUUCACUUGGGGAAUCUUUGGUAAGAACUGCUGAAAAAAUGCCAUCAGUAACUAAAAAAAUUGAUGAUACCAUCUUCCAGAAUCCUAUGGUGCAGGAAGCUAUACGGAUGGGAUUUAGCUUCAAGGACAUUAAGAAAACAAUGGAAGAAAAAAUCCAAACAUCUGGGAGCGGCUAUGUAUCACUUGAGGUUCUAAUUGCAGAUCUUGUGAGUGCUCAGAAAGAUAAUAUGCAGGAAGAGUCAAGUCAGACUUCAUUGCAGAAAGACGUUAGUACUGAAGAGCAGCUAAGGCGCCUACAAGAGGAGAAGCUUUGCAAGAUCUGUAUGGAUAGAAAUAUUGCUGUAGUUUUUGUUCCCUGUGGACAUCUGGUCACUUGUAAACAGUGUGCUGAGGCAGUUGACAAAUGUCCCAUGUGCUACACAGUCAUUACGUUCAAGCAAAAAAUUUUUAUGUCUUAAUCCAGCACCACAGUAGGCAUGUUAUGUUCUUCUUACUCUAAUUGAAUGUGUGAUGUGAGCGAACUUUAAGUAAUCAGCAAUGCAUUCCAUUAGCAUCUGCUCCCAAAUGGAAACAAAUGUUACCAGCACUGUUUGGUCUAAAUGGGGAAUUUCUGCAUCAUUUAUCCAGUGUUUUACUCUCGUGAAACCUUAGACAAAGAAGCAUUUUAUAACUGUUCACAUGUAUAUUUGUUGUACACUGAUUUGAUUUCUGUGUAUAAGUGAAUUAAUCACCUGCAGUUUUCAUUCCUUUUGCAUAAGCUUGACAAAUGGAGUGUUCUGUAUAAGCAGGGAGAUUUGAUUUAAUCUGCCCAAUUACUUUAAUUUGCUUAGUGUAAACGGGGAAAGAACUGUUCCACACUGGUGGGAGGAUAAACAUUGUUUUUAGAUGUUUGUUUCUGUGUUUUAGGAUUCUGCCCAUUUACUUGGAAUUUAUUGGAAUUAUAAAUGUACUUACAUGAAUAUUUUUAAGUGAUUUUACCAUCUCCUAAAAGGUAUUUAGUGGUAGAGUACCAUCUAACCAGCAUGUACUGACAUGGAAAGGCAACACAGAUAUAGUAAGUGAAAAAUACAAGUGGCAAAACAUUGUAUCUAGUUAGAGCCAAAUCAUUGUGUGUGUAUUUUGUAUCUGUACAGGACAAAAAGAUUUGGAAAGAUAAGUAUCACAUUCUUAAAUGUAUUUUUUCUUCUGGGGGGUGGGGGAAUGGGUCUUAGAGGGGCUUAUAGAGCCUUUUACUUUUUUUUCUGUUUGAAGGUUUUAUAAGUAUGUAUUACUUUUAUAAUCAGAAUUCUUAGUAAAUAUUUUGCUGAUUUAAAGGCUUAGGCAUGUUCAAACGUCUGAAAAACUACUUAUCGCUCAGUUUUAGUUUUUCUAAUCCAGGAAGCAGGCCAGUUAACUUUUCUGGUGCCAAUGUGAAAUUUGAAUGUUUUUGUUUUACCUGCUUUGUGGAUGAAAAAUACUUCUGAGUGGUAGUUUUCUGACAGGUAGAUCAUGUCUUUUUAUCUUGUUUCAAAAUAAAUAUUUCUGAUUUUGUAAAAUGAAAUAUAAAAUAUGUCUCAGAUCUUCCAAUUAAUUAGUAAGGAUUCAUCCUUAAUCCUUGCUAGUUUAAGCCUGCCUAAGUCACUUUACUAAAAGAUCUUUGUUAACCCAGUAUUUUAACCAUCUGUCUGCUUCCGUAGGUAAAUGUAGAAGCUUGUUUGUAUACAGCUUGUAGUUUUAGUGUAAGCUCUCCAUGUUGAGAUUCUCAAUGUCAUUUUGUGUCCUAAAAGUUUCAUGUAGUUUUUGCUGUUAGGAUGAUUAAGAUGUAUAUAGUACAGAAUGUUCAGUCUUUGAUUUUUUUUUUAUGUUUGUUUGUUUUCUUAACUAGUAAUGGUAGUGGAUACUUUAAUAAUAUCUUCUUAAGAUCCUUAAACCUUGGAAACUGUAACAUACUGACAAGAGUAGUUUGAAUAUUUUUAACAACUUGUAUAAGUCAAUAUGAAUACAAUCAAAAGCUAAAAUGAUUCAUAGAACAUGGGAUUUACCUUAAGUAAUUAUCAUGUAAUGAAUGGUCUGUUUUACUACAGAGAACAGUUUGGGAGCAAAACUGUUACAAUUUAGACUUUUUGUUGUAUUUUCUAAGAGAAAGAGUAUUGUUAGGUUCUCCUAACCUCUGUUGACUACUAUGGUAAGUAAUGUUAUUUUAAUUGCAAAUUUAAAUAGAAACCAACAGAAUUAAGUAACUGACUGCCCUUUUUGCUCUUUGUUGUUGGUGGGUUUUUUUUUUUCCAUGAACAUCCUUAGUUCUGUGUAGUGUCUUCUGCUUAGGUUCAGUUAUAUAAUCGUUAGGUUACAUUUGAUCUAAGUUGACUAAGAUUUCAAUUUCAAUUUCAAUUUAUAUUUCAAGCAUUCUACCAGAGAAUAAAGGUGUUAAUUUUAAAAAUGUUUCCAAGGCACUUCAGGUACAAGUCAUAUAGGUAGUUUGUUUAAUCUAGUUAUUAGCCAAGGACUUAAGGAUUGAAUGUUUUCAGAUAAGGCUUUUCUUGUUCUCAGAGCCUCAGUUCAUUAAAACUCUUUUAAAACCUGUGUGCUGAGAGUUAAGCAAGACCUCUUUUCUUGUCUUCAGGAGUUGCGAAAUUGAAUCCAUGGAGCUGAUGUGGCUAACAAGUUUAUUUUAGGAAUUGUUUAGAAAAUGCUGUUGCUUCAGGUUCUUAAAUUCAUAGCACUCCAGGUCUAAUCCAAUUAUUGGAGACUUAACCAGAGUUGGUCUGAAAUCACACUAACAAGAAAGCACUGGAUCCCUUCCAAUAUGGUGGUGUAAAAAAAUGGUCACUUGGAAGGUCACAGUAUAACCAGAUCUGAAUCACCACCCCUGAGAGAGUUCUCAGUGUCUGUGUGUUAAUGUUCUUUUUCUGUAUAAAGUUCACUCUAGGAUUUUGAAGUAACCACCCAUGUUACUACAUAUUAGUCAUGUGAAAUUUGAAGUUAUUUUGCAAUAGUUACUUUUAUUUGUUAUUUACUGUGUUGAUCAAAAGUUUUGUGAGUGUUUAGCAUUUAUUAAAGUAUUCUCUUUCCUCCUAGACUUUUGCCUCUUCCUGUAGUUAGGGGUAGAGGUGAGGUGAGUGUACUAAGUGAAUAGAGUGUGAUUUCGCUAUGGUAGGAUAGUUUGUUGUCUUGUUAUUUCAGUGUGUUUUUAUCUGUUUUUAUUUUAGUAAGUAAGAUUUAUAUUUUUGAGCUCUCUGAAUGGAAACUGCCACUCUAAAUUUGCUGCAUGCGUUGUUCCUAACUAGACCUAACUCUUAUUGUACUUCUGAGUACCUAGAUACUAAAUAAAAGAAGAGGAGAAAUGAAGUAGACUGUCAUUGUCAUUAGAGAAAGGAGAAAAGGGAUGGAGAAAUAUGUGACAGAUACCAUUUUAGUCAGAUCUUCUCUUUUCAAAAAGGUAGCCAUGAGUGAAGAAAAGAACUAGUCAAAUAGUCUUGACGACCUGAAUUCAGAUCCCCAGAACCCACAUAAAAGCUGAGUGCAGCCAGGUGGUGGUAGCACAUUCCUUUAAUCCCAGCAUUUGGGAGGCAGAGGUAGAGAGAUCUCUGUUGGUUUGAAGUCAGCCUUAUCUACAGAUAGAGAGAGUUCCAGGACAGGGAACCUUGUUUCACAAAACCAAACCAAACAAACAAACAAACAAACAAGUGCACUAGCCCAAGUAUCUGUAAUUUCAGAAUGCCUACAUGAAUCAGGAAGUAGAUAGGAGAAUGUCCAGAAGCUCAUGGUCAACUAAUGGAUUAUGUAGUAACAAAGAGGCACCAUGGUAAACCAUGGGCGAGGGCCCACCAACAUCCAAAGGGUAUCCGCUGCUUCCACACAUGCACCAUGACAGGUAUCCACUUACACCAGACACAUACACAAAAGAGAGAGAAAAAAAAACAAUUAACACAACCAUCUUCCAAGAUGAUGGAACUCAAGAACAUCUUAUACUCUUAAGUGUUAACUCUCAUCCUAAAAACUCCAUGGGUUUGUCUGGAUGGAGGAUCUUGGACUAAAGCAUAAAAGAGGGCCUGGAAAAAUAAGUCAGCUGUUGAGAAUCCUUGCUGCAUUUUCAGAGGGCUUAGGUUCAGUUCUCAGCCUCCACAUGAUGGCUCACAAGGGCAUGUAAUUCCAGCUCUUCUGGCCUCCAGGGGCACAUGCAUGCAUGUACACAUACAGUCAUACAUGCCUACACAUAAAAUAAAAAUAAUUUUUAAAGCUUAAAUGAAACUCUUAUGUUAAUUUUUACUCACUAUUAUUUGUCUCGCUGGAUGCUUCUUAUAACAACGCUAUAAAUUGUAAUAAAUAAAUAGUUCAAUCCUUUAAAAUAUUUACAUUCCUUUUACAAAAACUAGAAAAAUUAUUUUUUACUAAGUUCAGUUGAGUUUUUCUAAUAGAAACAGUCAAUUUAUUCCCAUCUUAAUAGUUUAGUUUGGCUCUGAAACAUUCAGCACAAUGUAGAUUUCUCCCUUACAUAAUAAAGUCACAGACUAUCAGAGCUAGAUAUGACCUUAGAAAGUCACUUAUUCACACCACCACCACCUUCAUUUUAUUGUCAAGGCAACUACUCACAAGGACAGGUAAUUGGUGCAAAGUUAUAUAGCUAACUAGUGAUAGAUUCCUUACUGGGACAUAGUUUGAGGUUGAAAAGCCUCACCAUACCAGCCACUUGUCCUGGAAGUCUCAGGGGUUUUUCAACUAUUCAUUCUAUAACACUCUUUUCACUGCAUAAUAAGUGGUGCUUUAUCAUUUCUACAGUAGGACAGUUGUUGAUAGUUUCAAAUUAAACAAUCUGACAGUGGUAUGCUGACAGUGAAUGUUUGAGUGGUAAAGUUCUCUUUUGGAGGCUGAAGUUUGCAGAUGUGAGUACAGCUGUUUGACAUUUACUAUGUGCUUAUGUUUUAUUAAUGAGCAUUUAAGAUUACUGUGUAAGUAUAUUUUAUCACUGUCUAUACUUACCAACAAACUUGCAUUUUUAAUUUGAUGUAAUAAUGGCUUUAAUGUAAUUUCUGUUUUUGCAUUUUUGUUAUACUUUACCUGAAAGAAUGACCGAUUGUUUUGCCAUGUUUGUGUACUAUAUUUGUGAAUAUAAUUUUAUGACUCCUUUUGUUCUUUUAAUGGAUACCUUUCUUUCAUCAUGGAAUCUUAUGAGCAUUGCUUUCUGCUCUAUAAUCUGUCAUUUGUUGUAGACUAAAGCUUAUUUUUCUGUGAAUAAGACUUAUUCAAUAAAGCACUAUUCUUUAAAAUGUUA
Messenger RNA from Arvicanthis niloticus (Nile rat), 6553 nucleotides. It is a transcript of the gene Xiap, whose product is annotated as X-linked inhibitor of apoptosis. Gene Ontology annotation, cellular component: nucleus; cytoplasm. Lineage: Eukaryota; Metazoa; Chordata; Mammalia; Rodentia; Muridae. Gene Ontology annotation, molecular function: cysteine-type endopeptidase inhibitor activity involved in apoptotic process; ubiquitin protein ligase activity. The record is from RefSeq and is a predicted model, not a curated record. Gene Ontology annotation, biological process: regulation of cell cycle; positive regulation of canonical Wnt signaling pathway; negative regulation of apoptotic process.